Ahaetulla prasina is the source of this 693-nucleotide messenger RNA. It is a transcript of the gene S100A13, whose product is annotated as S100 calcium binding protein A13. The transcript is spliced from 3 exons. Bases 248 to 538 code for a protein of 96 amino acids. Gene Ontology annotation, molecular function: RAGE receptor binding. NCBI's taxonomy places the organism in Eukaryota, Metazoa, Chordata, Lepidosauria, Squamata, Colubridae. Gene Ontology annotation, biological process: positive regulation of cell population proliferation; positive regulation of canonical NF-kappaB signal transduction. The record is from RefSeq and is a predicted model, not a curated record. Gene Ontology annotation, cellular component: perinuclear region of cytoplasm.
GAAAAAGCUUUGCAGAAGGUUUGCCAAGAGGGGAGGAGAGUCAACUGGCUGUGGAAAGAGAAACCAAAUACUCCAAAGUAAUCUUCCCUUCCCCACCUCCCGAUCCCCGGCCCUAUAAAACGCUCCCCAUCCACCCUCCCACUUGGAGGCUUUCAUUGCAAGGGACCAAGGUUGAGCCGGCCUGCCUCACCCGCACAUCUGACAGAAGACGGACACGCAAAAACACACACCCGCACACCCGCUCGCCAUGACCAGCAGCGAACUGACCGAGCUGGAGAAGGCCAUCGACAAAAUUGUCGACAUCUUUUUCACGUACUCCGUCCGUGAAGGCAACCAAGCCACGCUCACCACCGGCGAGUUUAAAGAAUUGGUCAACAUCCAAUUGCCCAACCUUAUGAAGAACGUCGGGGACCUGGACGAGAAGAUGAAAACCUUGGACGUCAACCGCGACCAGGAGCUGAAAUUCGGAGAAUACUGGCGGCUGAUUGGCGAACUGGCCAAGGAGAUCAAGAAAGAAAAAGUGGGGAAGAAGAAAUGAUGGAGUUGUGGAGUGUGGAUUUGUGCGUAGAGGAGAAACAACCGGGACCAGGAAACCAUCCAGUUGCGUGUCGGCGGGAGGACAACAAGACAUCAAAAGUCAUCAAGUCUCUUUCGCAGCUUUUUAAAAUUCAAAUAAAUCAAAUAAAUUCCAAA